This is a messenger RNA of Talaromyces amestolkiae, 2394 nucleotides long. RefSeq lists its product as uncharacterized. Gene Ontology annotation, biological process: carbohydrate metabolic process. Lineage: Eukaryota; Fungi; Ascomycota; Eurotiomycetes; Eurotiales; Trichocomaceae. The transcript has 4 exons. The coding region runs from base 1 to 2394 and encodes 797 amino acids. The record is from RefSeq and is a predicted model, not a curated record.
AUGGUGUCAAAAGAGGAGAAAAAGAUCAUCAAUGCUCUUCAGGCAAACUGGAUCUGGAUUCCGAACUGGGUUGACUCCUCCAGCCAGAAUACAGUGGGCAAGAUCGUCCAUUUCGUGCGCCAGAUCACCUUGGCUUCGCCUCCAACUCGGGCAAAUCUAUAUGUUUCGGCUGAUACGCGGUACAAAUUGUUUGUCAAUGGAGAGCGCGUCGCUGUUGGACCUACGAGAAGUAGCCCUUUAAUAUGGUAUUAUGACUCGCUAGAUAUUGCGCCUUACCUGAAGCCUGGAAAAAAUGAUAUUCGCUUCUCUGUACUACGGUACUUUGCGUGCUCCCGUGGAGCUAUGGCCUUUGAACGAACAGCGCUUCCGGGAUUAACGAUUGUUGGCUAUGUGGAGGAGGCUGGCGAGCGCACAAUUGACCUUGGCUCCCACCAAGGCUGGAAAGCUUCUCCGGACGAGUCUGUACAAUUUCCAUCGGGAUUGGCAGAUGAUGUAUUUCUACAUAUCAACGAACGCAUCGCUCCGACGGACCCAGGUAUUGAGGUGACACCCGUUUUGUACGGUAUCAAAACUUUGAAUGGGGAUAUCGCUCCCUGGGCUCUUAACCCACGCCCAAUACCCCUUCCCGAGGCGACCCCGGCAAUUGUCAAUACGGUCAGGGCGUGUGAAAGCAGUUUUACUACAGAUGACUGGACUGCUUUUCUCUUAGGCGAUCAUCCCUUGGUUCUUCCGCAGGGCUCGUCACACAUUAUUGAGAUGCAAGCAAAUUGUCAUUCAACUGCUUUUAUCAGAUGGACUUUCAAGGCCGCCAACAAUCCUUCAAAUAUCAAGUUCAAAGUGACAUACUCGGAAGGUUACGAACUCGAACCUCGCUCCUAUCCCUUCUUCCGGUCCAAAGCUGAUCGGUUAGAUGCCGAACAUGGCCAUAUCAUAGGACCUUAUGAUGAGGUUGUUCUCAAGGCCUCGGAGACAGAAAGCUUCUAUGAACCAUUCUGGUUCAGGACCUUCCGAGUUUUAAGACUUGAAAUCGCUGUGGGUGAAGCGCCGGUUGAGCUCAAGUCGUUUGUGGCAACCCAGGUCAAUUAUCCGAUGGCGGUCAAAGCCAGCUGGAAAGAACCAGGGAACGUGCAAAGCGAAGAAAUCUGGGAUGUGUCCAUUCGUACAAUGCGAAAUUGCAUGUUUGAUGGUUAUUCUGAUUGCCCUUUCUAUGAACAACUUCAAUACUCUGGAGAUACACGCUCGGUUGGGUUGUUCCACUAUCUCUUGUCUGGUGAUGACCGAUUGAUGCGACAAGCUAUCACCAAUUUUGCCGCUUCAGUAACACCUUCUGGCCUGCCCCAAUCUCGGUUUCCAUCCCAUUCCAAGCAGAUUAUUGCUGGAUUUUCACUUUACUGGAUCUUGCAAGUAUGCGAUCAUUUCUUGUAUUUUGGUGAUAUAUCCUUUGCACGUAAAUUUGUGCCACGGAUUGACGGGGUCUUUGAAUUUUUCGAUUCUCACAUCGAUGAAUUGGGCCUUGUUAGUGGUAUUCCCGAAGAGAUUUGGCAAUAUGUUGACUGGGUGACAACUUGGGGCGCUACCGAGGAGCAUCCUGAUAAAGGCGUGCCAACGUCUGGCAGAAAGUCAAACCGUCACACAUACUUUAGUAUGCUGUAUGCCUACGUGCUCCGAAAAGCUGCUGACCUUCUCCGGCACAUUGGGCGUGCGGGCAAUGCGGAAGAGUAUGAAUAUCGGGCCGCGAAGGUCCUAGAAAGUAUACGCAGGCAUUGCUUUGACGGGGAGUUUUUUACAGACUCGACGGCAGAUGUCGCGGAUGAGAUGUCUUAUUCCCAACAUUGCCAAAUUUUCGCAGUUCUUUCUGGGGCCGCAACCCCUGAACAACGUGGGGGCAUUCUCUCGGAGAGUUUCACAAAUCCGCGGUUUUCCAAAUGCUCAUACAUGAUGCGAUUCUACGCAUUCCGUGCACUUGCUGAGGCUGGAGGUAAACUUUACGACGAUUUUUGGACAUCAAUGUGGGCGCCAUGGCGCCACAUGCUUGCCAAUAAUCUGUCCACCUGGGAAGAGGAUGACGUUCGACAACGUUCCGACUGCCAUGCCUGGGGCAGCGUACCAAUUUAUGAAUACUGCACAGAGUUGGCUGGGAUUCGCCCUAUAGCGCCGGGAUCAUCUAGAAUUGUCUUUAGGCCUCGUUUGCGGCUGAGUGAAUCAAUCGACGCGAAGAUUGCUCUAGGAGUCAAGAAUAUUGCGCAUGUGUCAUGGCAUCCAGGGAGCAACAAUGAGAAAAUUGUAGAGCUUAGACUUGAUCAGCCUAUUGAGGUGACAAGUCAAUUUCCGGGAGGGCAGUUGAUAGACCACGGCGCAGUGAGUCAUAUUAGUCUGGUCUAUACUCCGUCUUAA